AUGUCGAGGGUAAGAUAUAUCAGGUUUAAGAUACAAGGACAAGGUUUGACUACCAAAUAUGUCGAAGAACAUGCAUCAGCGUUGAUGCAAUGUAAUGCCAAAAAUUCAAGCAAGGUCUUCCUUUGCCCAUGGGUAUGCUAUGACAUAUGCCGGAUUUUUGUGCGUCUUCCACAAGGCAACAUAUUCACCUUGUUGAGACAUCGCCUUGUCCCUUCGACUGGAGGUGACUUCUUUGUUGAUGCAAGUUUAGAUGACAGAGGUGUGCGUGCACUAUCUGAAUGCCCAGUGACGAGGACGAUUCUUGAUAGUCGUUUUAUGGGUGCUGUUUGGCAUGCCGAAAAGGCUGUGUAUACUGAACAAAGGGAUUAUCUAAGUUUAGAAAUGAUUCUAAGGAAUCAGCACGUUUCUAAUACUACAGGUACUUCUGGUGUUGAUUCCAUAAUGAAGUGA
Entrophospora sp. SA101 is the source of this 450-nucleotide messenger RNA. The record is from the annotation of a GenBank genome assembly. Lineage: Eukaryota; Fungi; Glomeromycota; Glomeromycetes; Entrophosporales; Entrophosporaceae.